This is a messenger RNA of Momordica charantia (bitter melon), 1945 nucleotides long. RefSeq names its product calcium-dependent protein kinase 29 (gene CPK29). Gene Ontology annotation, biological process: protein phosphorylation. Gene Ontology annotation, molecular function: protein kinase activity; ATP binding; calcium ion binding. NCBI's taxonomy places the organism in Eukaryota, Viridiplantae, Streptophyta, Magnoliopsida, Cucurbitales, Cucurbitaceae. The record is from RefSeq and is a predicted model, not a curated record.
AUUUCCCUCCAAGAAACCGAUCUCUUCUCUGCUCUCUCAUUUUUUUUUUCUCUGUUUUCCCAAAACAACAAAAAGUGGGAGAGAAUGAUGCUGAACACCAACCCAAUGCCCAAAGCAAAGCACAGAAUAAAGUAGAACAACCAAAAUCAUCUCCCUCAAACUCAUUCCCCUUUCAUAAAUUCCACAUUCCCAAACACUUUCAAUUCCAAAUCCCCCCAAGAAUAAGAAGAACAAGAACAAGAAUCCUUCCCCCUUCCGCCAUGGGUCUCUGCUUCACCAGAACCCGCGACAUCCCAAUCGCCUCCUUCACCUAUGGCUCCGACACCCCUCCCCCUUACCACCAAAUCCCCCAAUCUCACGCCCCACCAAAGCCGCCUGCGCCGCAGCCCAUUCCCUCUUACAAGUCCGUUCCGCCGUCCCAGAUUGGUCCCAUCACCGGCCGCCCAUACAUCAACAUAACCACAAUGUACGAGCUCCACAAGGAGCUAGGUCGAGGCCAGUUCGGGAUUACUUAUCUCUGCACCGAGAGGGCUAGCGGGCGGAAAUACGCGUGCAAAACGAUUUCGAGGAGGAAACUGGUGAAUCAGAAGGAUGUGGAGGAUGUGAGGAGGGAGAUUUUGAUUCUGCAGCAUCUCACUGGGCAGCCCAAUAUUGUGGAGUUCAAGGGCGCCUACGAGGACAAGAGGAAUCUGCAUCUGAUUAUGGAGCUCUGCUCUGGCGGAGAGCUUUUCGAUCGGAUUAUCAAGAAGAAGAGCUACUCGGAGCGGGAAGCCGCGUCGAUUUGUAAGCAGAUUAUGAAUGUGGUUCAUGCCUGCCAUUUUAUGGGGGUUAUGCACAGAGAUUUGAAGCCCGAGAACUUCCUUAUGGUCAGCCAAGACGACGAUUCGCCGAUUAAGGCUACGGAUUUUGGACUCUCCGUUUUCAUCGAAGAAGGGAAAGUAUACAAAGACAUAGUUGGAAGCGCAUAUUAUAUUGCUCCUGAGGUUUUGCUGAGGAGCUAUGGGAAGGAGAUUGAUAUCUGGAGUGCUGGAGUAAUUCUCUACAUCAUCUUGUGUGGAGAACCUCCAUUUUGGGGGCAGACGGAGGAAGAUAUAAUUAAAGCAGUUCUGAAGGGCAACCUUAAAAUGGAAGAUGCUCCAUGGCCUUCCAUAUCCGCUUCUGCUAAGGAUCUUGUCUCUAAAAUGUUGACAAGAGACCCGAAGAAGCGGAUCACCGCUGCCGAAGCACUCGAACAUCCUUGGUUGAAGAUUGAUGGAGAGGCGUCUUCCAAGCCCAUUGAUAGCGCCGUGCUCAUUAGGAUGAAGCAGUUCAGAGCAAUGAACAAGUUUAAGCAACUUGCUCUCAAGGUAAUGGCAGAAAACCUUUCAGAAGAAGAAUUAAAGGGUCUGAAACAAAUGUUUAAGAACAUAGACACUGAUAGAAGUGGUGCCAUCACAUUUGAAGAGCUGAAAACGGGUUUGUCCAGACUCGGUUCGAGGCUUUCGGAACACGAAAUAAAACAACUAAUGGAUGCGGCUGAUGUUGACAGGAACGGGACGAUCGAUUAUGGCGAGUUUAUUACUGCGACGAUGCAUCGACAUAGGCUAGAGAAAGAAGAAAACUUAUACAAGGCCUUCCAGUUCUUUGACAUAGAUGGAAGCGGAUUCAUCACAAGAGAUGAGCUCAAACAAGCCAUGACCCGGUACGAAAUGGGAGAUGAAGAUACCAUUAACGAAAUUAUCAACGAUGUCGAUAUUGAUGGAGAUGGAAAAAUAAAUUACGACGAGUUUGUAAAUAUGAUGACGAAAGGGACUGUGGAAGCAAAAUUGAACUGAUUACAGUUUACGGUUUGUAAAAAAGGAAAAGGAAAAGUAAGUUUGUUGUGUAACUGUAUAGAUAUGAAAUUGGUGGAUGCAAAUGAGGAAUUGUUACAGAGUAAAGUAAAUAAUGUCUAUUAAACUGAAAA